Molecule: messenger RNA, 2115 nt
Organism: Ziziphus jujuba (common jujube)
Lineage: Eukaryota; Viridiplantae; Streptophyta; Magnoliopsida; Rosales; Rhamnaceae
Product: pectinesterase
Exons: 3
Coding region: 255-1955 (566 amino acids)
Biological process (GO): cell wall modification
Molecular function (GO): pectinesterase inhibitor activity; pectinesterase activity
Source: RefSeq, a predicted model, not a curated record
AAGAAAAAAAAAGAAUGAAAAAACAUAGUAUAGGAAGGUAUUAUUUGUAAUUUAGUCACAUCCCUUAAUACACUCCUACCAGUGUACUUUUGUACCCCAACUUGAAUAAAGCUUCUUUUCAUGCCGUCCUUGUGAGAGAUCGAGUGCUAAUUACUCCUACUUAUAAUCUGCCUAUUUAUAUCAUCACCCAUUGCCUUUUCUUUGCCUUUGCCUCAUAUUUUGGACUCUGUUUUCUCCUCCCAAGUCCAAUAACCAUGUAUAAUCUCAGGGGAAGACCAAAGAGUCUCUUGCUUACUUUCUUGCCCACUUCUGUUAUUGUCUUCAUUUUUCUAUUUUCACAAACCAAUUUGAGAAACACUCCAAAAACCACCACCCAAGAAGCACCAAAAUUACACAUCCACAAACACAUCCAAAUGCAAAUAGCACAUUCCACAUGCCAAGGCACAUUGUACCCACAACUCUGCGUUUCGACCCUCGCUUCUUUCCCUGAUCUCUCUUCCAAAUCGCUCCCACAGAUCAUCUCCUCCACUGUAAACCUCACAGUGAAUGAAGUAAAGGUCUCCGCCUACAACUGCACAAAAAUAGAAAGGCAGCUCACAAAGCUCGACCCCCGUCAGAAAAGGGCCAUCGAUGACUGUCUCGAGCUCCUCCAAGACACCAUUGCCGAGCUCAAUCUCGCAAUCUCUGAUCUCAACUCCAAGAAAACGGCCUCAAAGCACUACCAUGACUUGCAGACUCUGUUAAGCGGUGCUAUGACCAACCAGUACACCUGCCUCGAUGGGUUUGCUUACAGCAGAGGAAAUGUAAGAAACUUUAUAGAUAACAACUUGUACAACAUCUCUAACCACGUAAGCAACUCUCUUGCUCUGCUUAAGAAACUAGCCGGAGGACAUAAUAAAUCUAGUUCCGUGGUGUUCCCUGAGGCAUACGGAAGCAUGAAAAAUGGUUUUCCUACUUGGGUUUCAUCCAAAGAUCGGAAACUGCUUCAGUCUUCUGUGAAUGCGACCAAAUACAAUCUACUGGUAGCUAAGGACGGCACAGGUAAUUUCACCACCAUUAGCGAAGCUGUGGAAGCAGCUCCGAACUCUAGCACAACCAGGUUUGUGAUAUACAUAAAAGCCGGAGCUUAUUUAGAGAAUGUGGAGGUUCCGAGGAAGAAGACCAAUUUGAUGUUCUUGGGAGAUGGCAUAGGCAAGACAGUCGUGAAAGCCAGUAGGAAUGUGGUCGAUGGCUGGACUACUUUCCGUUCUGCCACUGUCGCGGUGGUAGGAAACGGGUUCCUCGCGAAAGGCGUAACCUUCGAGAACUCAGCGGGGCCGAGUAAACACCAAGCGGUGGCGUUAAGAAGUGGGUCAGAUCUCUCAGCCUUCUACCAAUGCAGCUUCGUUGGCUACCAAGACACUCUCUACGUUCACUCUCUUCGCCAAUUCUAUCGCGAAUGCGACAUCUACGGCACAAUAGAUUUCAUCUUCGGCAACGCAGCAGUGGUUUUCCAAAACUGCAAUUUAUACGCACGAAAACCAAACGACAACCAGAAGAACAUUUUCACUGCUCAGGGCAGAGAGGACCCAAACCAAAACACUGGGAUUUCUAUCUUGAACUCCAAAGUCACGGCCGCAGCUGAUUUGAUCCCUGUUAAAUCGUCUUUCAAAACGUAUCUGGGCCGUCCGUGGAAGGAGUAUUCGAGGACAGUGUUUUUGAGAUCGUACAUUGAUGAUUUGGUGGACCCAGCUGGAUGGUUGGAAUGGAAUUCCACCUUUGCCUUGACCACUCUUUAUUAUGGAGAGUAUUUGAACAGAGGACCGGGUUCUAAUACAAGUGCUAGAGUUACUUGGCCUGGUUACAGGGUUAUUAAUAGCUCCACCGAGGCUAGUCAGUUCACAGUUGGGUCGUUUAUUCAAGGAACCGAGUGGCUAAAUUCUACCAAUAUUCCUUAUUUUACUGGUUUAAACUGAAGGUCUUGCUUCUAGCUAAUUCCUUUUACUCUGUGUUAUUAUAUUUUAUUUGGGGUAUUAGCCUCAUUUAGCAAUUAAUGAUUAAAUAAUUUAAGCAUCUGUAUGAUGGGUUAUAUUCUAAAUCCCCGAACGAGGAUAAAUAUACUUUCAAAAUUAAUUA